AGAAUUACUAUGAUUAUUCUACAGAUGAAGAUUUUGAUAAAAGUUUCAGUAUUGACCAAGACGAACCAUUAUUCGUUCAUGAUUAUUUGGCUGCUAUGAAGGCAAAAUAUUGGUUAGAAGAACAAGAUUCUUCAGAAAUAAUAGAAUAUGAUGAUGAUAGUGAAAAUUCAUUAUCUGAAGAUAAGCAUAUGGAUCACCAAUUUUUAAAUAUAGAAGAAAAUCAACGAUCACCUUGUGUUAUUAUCGAUAAUUUAAAAGGAGAAAUUAGGCACUGUAAUUCAAUUAAUAACCUAAGAUCAGUAUCUCAAUUAGUUGGAACUUGGAAAAUAGAAUUAACACAGGAAGAAAAUUUUAACAUAGCUACCUUAGGCGUCUGUUUUAGCUAUUUUAAUUUUGAUCAAAAUAAGCUUCACUCGUCUCAUGCCAAACAAAUUAGAGACCCUAGUCAGAGU
This is a messenger RNA of Racocetra persica, 452 nucleotides long. Lineage: Eukaryota; Fungi; Glomeromycota; Glomeromycetes; Diversisporales; Gigasporaceae. The record is from the annotation of a GenBank genome assembly.